Cynocephalus volans (Philippine flying lemur) is the source of this 1952-nucleotide messenger RNA. It is a transcript of the gene CRLS1, whose product is annotated as cardiolipin synthase 1. The transcript has 7 exons. Bases 159 to 1067 code for a protein of 302 amino acids. The record is from RefSeq and is a predicted model, not a curated record. Gene Ontology annotation, molecular function: cardiolipin synthase (CMP-forming) activity. Lineage: Eukaryota; Metazoa; Chordata; Mammalia; Dermoptera; Cynocephalidae. Gene Ontology annotation, cellular component: membrane; mitochondrion. Gene Ontology annotation, biological process: cardiolipin biosynthetic process.
CUGUAUAAGGAGAGCGAGCUGGGGUUUGAAAACCAGUAUGGAGGCCGCGGAGGCCGCGGUACCCUGGUAUCGCGGGGACUUCAUGGAGAAGCGGCUCGUUGGUGCCCCAGGCUGCUAAACUCUCGCCGCCUGCGCCCCCGCAGCGCGGCCACAGGGCCAUGCUGGCCUCGCGUGUGGCGCGCGGUUCGUGGGGGGCUCUGCGCGGCGUCUGGUGGACGCCGGGGGCGCGGCCCGGCAAGGGGCGCGACCACGGGGCCCUGCUGCCGCCGGCGCCCUGCUGCCUGGGCUUCCUGGCGGAACGCUGGUGGCUGCGCCCGGCCGUGCUCGGUGUGCGGCUGCCGGGGGCUGGCCCGCGGAACCACUGCUCGGGCGCGGGGAAGGCGGCCCCUGGGCCCGCGGUCGGAGGGGCCGCCGCCGCCAGGGACCCGGGCGGCCGGUGGGGCCCGGCGAGCGCCUCCAGCCUGUAUGAAAACCCGUGGACAAUCCCAAAUAUGUUAUCAAUGACGAGAAUUGGCUUGGCCCCAGUUUUGGGCUAUUUGAUUAUUGAAGAAGAUUUUAAUAUUGCACUAGGAGUUUUUGCUUUAGCUGGGCUAACUGAUUUGUUGGAUGGAUUUAUUGCUCGAAACUGGGCCAAUCAAAAAUCAGCUUUGGGAAGUGCUCUUGAUCCACUUGCUGAUAAAAUACUUAUCAGUAUCUUAUAUGUUAGCUUGACCUAUGCAGAUCUUAUUCCAGUUCCACUUACUUAUAUGAUAAUUUCAAGAGAUGUAAUGUUGAUUGCUGCUGUUUUUUAUGUCAGAUAUAGAACUCUUCCAACACCGCGAACACUUGCUAAGUAUUUCAAUCCUUGCUAUGCUACUGCGAGGUUAAAACCAACAUUCAUCAGCAAGGUAAAUACAGCAGUCCAGUUAAUCUUGGUAGCAGCUUCUUUGGCAGCUCCAGUUUUCAAUUAUGCUGACAGCAUUUAUCUUCAGAUACUGUGGUGUUUUACAGCUUUAACGACAGCUGCAUCAGCUUACAGUUAUUAUCAUUAUGGUCGGAAAACUGUUCAAGUGAUAAAAGACAGAUGAAAGUCAUCCAUCAGCACUAGCAAGGAAGCAAUAUACAUCAUCCGCGGCAGAGCCAGUGGAAAUCUAGAGGAGUUUCCCUGUUUUGAUGUUCAGCUUGAAAAAGGACUUAUCAGAACAAACCUUGUCAUUAAAAUUUUUAAGUAAUGUGCAUUGAAAAUAAGCUUGAUCAUGGGCAUAUGCAGAAUUUCACUGUAUUUUUAAAUACAAAUAAAACUAUAAUUUAGAAUUUUUAAUCUUAGGUUUCUUGAUUAAUUAAGAGAUUAAUUAGUUAUUCCAAUUAUUGUAAAUCAUUUUUUAGUUUGUUUUUUAAAAACAUAGUCCAGAGCAUGGAAACUAAAGUUGACACCUCUCUUCAAGUAGAAUUUAGAUUGGUUACAAAGCAGUAGGGAGUUUCCUGGGUUUAAAUAUGUAUCCUAUACAAUUUGGAUAUACAUUUUUAUGUUUGAUUUUUAGAUCCGUGUAUACAUUAACAAUUCAUGUGGUUAAUAUUUGAUCAUAUAGGAUAAUAAGAAUAAAGUUAGCUUAGCUGUGGAUGAAAUAAAGUUGUAAAGAGAUUUAAAAUUAAGUUUUGAAAAUAAUAAAUGAGGUCAAACAACAUAGGUAUUGAAGUUCGUGUUCAGUAGUCUUCCAACUCUCAGGUGCCUCAUAGUUUAUGUAUCAGGAUAACAAAUAGCAAAGAUAGUUGAAAUUGAGAAUGUGGCCAUUAACUUUUGCAUCUAAAAGGCAGUGAGUUACGUUCUGGCUUCCCACUGUGUUUCUAACGUAGCAAUGUUUGUAUGAUAUUGAAACCUGUACUUAUGUUAUGUAAAUAAUAUGAAACUGUAUAUUUUUCAAAGGUUUUUUAAAAAACUUUGGGGAAUCUUUUGUUGAGAUGUUAAAAAUAAA